Messenger RNA from Poeciliopsis prolifica (blackstripe livebearer), 2748 nucleotides. RefSeq names its product torsin-1A-interacting protein 2-like. Gene Ontology annotation, molecular function: ATPase activator activity. Gene Ontology annotation, biological process: membrane organization. NCBI's taxonomy places the organism in Eukaryota, Metazoa, Chordata, Actinopteri, Cyprinodontiformes, Poeciliidae. The record is from RefSeq and is a predicted model, not a curated record. Bases 139 to 1713 code for a protein of 524 amino acids. Gene Ontology annotation, cellular component: membrane. The transcript is spliced from 8 exons.
CCUGAAACUUUUCCCCAGCAACAAAACGGAGAAGUUUACGCACAGACUGGCUGCUAUCUGUUUUAUGUCAGGAUGUUUCACUUUUUUGUUUAAAUUUUUGCUGAUCUGAAGCGACAUCCAAUCAAUUUGAGAACAAGAAUGGAUUCAAAGGCGGCUAAAAAUAAGGCUCCGGGCCAAUUAAGACGAUCGUUAAGGCGGACGGGCAAAGUACUUGUAGUUGAGCCAACUCCAAGGGGUCCUCUGAAAAGGACCAGAAAGAAGUCAGAACCUCAGUCAUCGGCAGAAGCUAAAGCUGCAAAAAAUGUGGAGAACGGCUUGGAUGAUGAAGAGUCUCCUACCAAGAAGAGACGGUUGGAUGCCAGAGAGGAACAGGGUGACAACCUUAGCGAUGAUGAGAUGGAAGUCCAGGAAUCGGUCAAAGACACAGAGAACGGCGAGGACCUGGAAAUGGAUGUGGUUGAGGAGCCAUUAAAAGAAACCAGUCAACCAAAAACUUACAACGACCGCUAUGAAAUGAUGAACCUUUCCCCUCGUGUCGUCCUUCAUAAAUCCAAACCCUCCCUUUCUCUCAAUGAAGAUUCGCAAGGAACAAAGACUAAAAAAGCUGAAGUAAAAGCACCUUCAUUGCCCAACAAGGCUCAUUCACACGUUAAACCAGCAGAGAACAGGCCUGCCGUGCCGAUCACCAGCAUGGAUGAGUAUAGAAGAAAAAUGGAGGCCAGGGACGCAGCCACAUCGUCUCUGGUUGAAUCCAGACCUAACCAAGUCUUCCAAAGUGUGUACUCAACUUCGGAGAAAACGCACCCAAGCCUCCUUCACCCACGUGUAAACAACAUUCCUGAUCAAAAAAAGGCAGAUGGUCUGACAAAACAAGAUGAAAAAAAGAAAAUGGCUGGGACUCAAAUAAGCUCUGGAAAUUCUUGUAGAGGGUUUUUUUGGUAUUUAUGGCACUUGGUUUUGUUGGUGCUGCUCAGCUCUGCCACCCUGCUGGCUUACCGGAUCCUCCCUGUGCUGCAGAAUAAAGCAGGAGGAGGAGGAGGACGACAACACCGAGAAGCGAUACCAGAAAAGUUUUCUGACAGCUUGUCAAACCUCCAGUCUCAAUUCCCAAGUCAGCGAGAAGAGCUGUGGAAGAGAACCCAGAUCCACCUGGCGAAGCACCUUAAAACUGCUGAACCAACCGAGCCAGUGAGUCUGAUCUUGGUAGCAGGUCGUAAGGCAGAGAGGACUCUGCUGUGCUUGGCUCGGGGCCUGGCCUCCACCUACUCAUCUGCCCUUAAUGGCUCUGCUCUCCUCAUCGAUGGGGCGAGUAAAGCCGGCCAGGACAGCGACAAGGUAAAGCUGGACGUCGACAACCAGCUACAAGCGGCUUUUGAGGGAGACAAACCAGCGGUGGUCAUCCACCGCUUUGAAGAGCUGCCUCCGGGUUCCACCCUCAUUUUUUACCGUUACUGUGAUCACGAGACCGCCGCCUACAAGCAGGCGUUCCUGUUGUUCACUGCGCUGCUGCCGCAAGACGAGGUCGGCAGCGAGCUGAACCUGAAGGAGGUGGAGGAGCUGGUGCAGAGCCACGUGGAGGCAAAGCUGGUGGACUCUGUAAGCAAAGCCUCCUUCAAUGAAAUGGACAUUGACAAGUUCGGCGGACUGUGGAGCCGCAUCUCCCAUGUGAUUCUGCCUGUGGUGUCGGAAGUAAAGCAGGAAGAAUGCCAAUGAGUUAUUUUUUUGUUUUAUUUUAAUAAGGAUGCGGUGAUAUGGGUACAAUGACCAGAUAUACCACAGAAAUUUGUCUUUUUAGACAUGUUUUACACACAGAUUUUCUUUAAAAUGUUUGAAGGACGCAUUGACAAAUGAAAACCUACUGAAGUUGCAUUUUUUUUGUGUUGUCAUGAUUUUUUUCCCCUCUUUUAAAGAUCAGAUCUAACAACAUUAUAUAACUUGACGUUGACAUAUACAGGAUGUUUUCCCACUCGAUUUUGCUGUAGACAACAACUUCUCCUUUUGUUUUGUCCCUUUUUAGAAAAAGGGACAAAACAAAAGGAGAAGAAUUCUCCUUUUGACAAAACAAAAGGAGAAUUCUUUUUGAACGUGUCUGUUUGCUUUAAGCGUUCUUUUCCAGAAUACUGGAUUUUACUAAAACAAGCAUUUUUUUGUGUGAUGUUUCAUCGUAAGAUGUAUUUUGUUGAUAUGCUUCUAAGAUUUGCUUAUUUUUUAAUAGUUGUAUGUAUAUAUACUGUAUGCUGGAUAUGAAAAGGAUCAAAAUGCCAGGAAUCCUGUUUAAAUGAGGUAGAUUUUUUAAAAAACCUACGGCUUUAUGUGAGUUUUUUUUUUUUUUUGCAAAAAUAUUUUUGAUUGAAUAUGUCAAAUACAAAAUGUGCCUUAAACACACAAACUAUUUGAUCAUCCCAAUAUUCAUAAUCUGUCUCAUACCAUAGCAGGCCGGCAUCACAACUAUGGUGUUUUCUCAGAAGUGUGUCCAAACAGUACUUAAUUGAUAUGUAAUAUAGGUUUUAAUUCUUGUCUUUCAAUUUUGUUGUAUUAUCUCUCUGAGGUAAUUUUUUCUGUGUAUUGCUCAUAUGAAUGUUUGAAUAUUUUCAAUAAAGAUUAUUUUGAUAUUCAGUCAGUUGUCUAAAGCUUUAAUUAAUAUCGAAUCGUUUAUUUCAGCAAUUCAGUAAAAAAAAAAAAAAAAAAAAAAGAAAGUGGUGUAUAGAUUCAAAACACACAAAGUGACAUCUUCCAAGUACUUGUUAU